This is a messenger RNA of Linum tenue, 582 nucleotides long. NCBI's taxonomy places the organism in Eukaryota, Viridiplantae, Streptophyta, Magnoliopsida, Malpighiales, Linaceae. The record is from the annotation of a GenBank genome assembly.
AACAUCAAUCAAUAGUUGAAAAAAACAAAAGAGGAUGGUCGCCAAAAUGACGUGGUCACGCUUUCCUUUUCGCAGGUUUCUGUUGAUUACGCUCCUCAUCAUCAUCGUUCUCCACGCCGUCAUCGCAUUCCCACCCUGCAUCUCGGCCAGGAAACUAGUGCAGAAAGAGGCGACGAAGGCCGCCUACACAACUGUUCUUCCUGCCGUCGACGGGCAAGCAGCAAACGGUGGGACGACAAGGUACCCGCCGGGUUACGCAGCUUUGGACGAUUAUACGCACGACGGUAAUUACGAUCCCAACCCACCAGCGACUAUCCCCAAGACAUAAGAGCUAAACUACGUACGUAUAAUCUUUGGAGUGCCCAUCUGGUCGGAAUAAUUUGCAACGUACGGCGUACAAGUUCAAGUGUACGGAAAGGUGCGGCCUUGAUGUUUUAGUCUACGAUCCAGCAAAUCAUAUUUUCUAUCGGUAUAAAUGAACGACUGGUUUUAUGUCAAAUCUCAUAUGAAUGCUUAUGAAUAUAGUGUUUGGUUUUGGUUCACCUGUUAUUAUUGUUUGAUAUUGUACGAUUUCGAUGCAAU